This is a messenger RNA of Trematosphaeria pertusa, 705 nucleotides long. RefSeq lists its product as uncharacterized. The transcript has a single exon. The coding region runs from base 187 to 609 and encodes 140 amino acids. NCBI's taxonomy places the organism in Eukaryota, Fungi, Ascomycota, Dothideomycetes, Pleosporales, Trematosphaeriaceae. The record is from RefSeq and is a predicted model, not a curated record.
AGCACAGACUCAUAGCAAGCACCGCAAAAGACGACUAAAAGACGAGUACAACUUCACAUACCAAGACUCUCAGCGAGACAAGAGCAUCACGAAUGCGCAGCGUCCGAUGUCCGAGCUAGACGCGGUAUCUCCAAGAGAUCACUAUAUCACAUUUCGCGUGCUUCAUUAAAGUUCUCCGUCUUGCAAAUGCUGCUCCGCCCUCUUAUACCUCACUGCUCUUUCACGCUGCUCUUUCACGCUGCUCUUUCACGCUGCUCUAUAGGACGACGUCAGCGAACGAAACCACUAGAUUGGCCUCAUGUACCGAAUAUAUCGACAAGCUUUGAGAGUGUUCAUAUGUAUCAACCACCCGACGUCCGACUACCAAGUGGACAUCAACUGGCUCAGCCGGCCGGUUCUUCGCCGAUAGCAGACGCAGAAUAUCGGUCCUACUCGUUGGAUGGCACACCAGUGGAAGUGGUAGUGGACGACAAUCUACAGGACCUGGUCACAAUCGAUCAGGCUAUCAUGAAGUGGGGAGACGGCAUUUAUUUAAGACCACAAAUAGCGUUGGUUUCACAAGCGGCAUUUGUGUUCAAGGAGACCCAGUGUUUGCUAUUGAUGGCGUAAGGACCCCAUUUAUAUUGCGACGCGUUGGUGAGAACCGGUAGAAGAUCGUCAGCGACUGCUAUCUAUGGGCCGCUGCGUAUUUGCUUGGAACAAGGA